Messenger RNA from Drosophila innubila, 1617 nucleotides. Its product is annotated as protein mab-21-like. The record is from RefSeq and is a predicted model, not a curated record. Lineage: Eukaryota; Metazoa; Arthropoda; Insecta; Diptera; Drosophilidae. The transcript is spliced from 3 exons. The coding region runs from base 177 to 1283 and encodes 368 amino acids.
GAUUCCGAGGCUCAAUCGCAUCUUCAAAGUCACAUAAUUGGCAAAAGCCUUUGGGGUCACGGUCAUCGGUUGGGUUGUUUGUAGUUAACCGCCAGAUCUGACCAGAUCAGCCCCAGACCGGGAGUCGUCAGUCGAGUUCCUGAUUUGAGGAUCAAGUGCUCAUCGAUACUAUCAACAUGCUGGUGCCACCGGACAUGAUGGCCGCCCAGACGCGAAUCAUUUACCAGAUGAAUCGAUUUUGCGCCGAACGCGUCCAGGCGCGCAUUUUUAAAACGGCGACGGCCAUUCGAGAGAUCUGUAAAAUUGUACAGGAUAUACUCAAGGAGGUGGAAUUACAGGAGCCGCGAUUCAUCUCCAGUCUUGUUGAGUGCAAUGGCAGGUUUGAGGGUGUUGAAGUGAUCUCGCCCAAUGAGUUCGAGAUUGUGCUCUAUCUUAACCAGAUGGGCGUGUUUAACUUUGUGGAUGACGGGACACUGCCCGGCUGUGCGGUGCUCAAGCUGAGCGAUGGACGCAAGAGAUCCAUGUCCCUGUGGGUGGAGUUCAUCACUGCGUCGGGAUAUCUGUCGUCCCGCAAGAUUCGGGCACGCUUCCAGACAUUGGUGGCACAGGCCUGUGACAAGAGCAUCUAUCGGGAUAUGGUCAAGAUGAUUGGAGAUACCACAGAGGUGAAGCUGCGCAUACGGGAACGCUUUGUGGUGCAAAUAACGCCGGCAUUCAAAUGCUCCGGCAUCUGGCCAAGAUCGGCGGCACAUUGGCCCAUGCCGCACAUACCCUGGCCACAUCCAAACAUUGUCGCCGAGGUGAAAACCGAGGGCUUUGAUCUACUCUCCAAGGAGAGCAUCAUCAUGCAAAACAAGAACAACAAUGCGGCCAGCAUGGAAGGCGAUGCCUGGGUGCUCAGUUUCUUUGAAGCUGAGAAUCGGCUGUUGCAAGGUAGCUGCCGUCGUCGCUGCUUGAGCAUAUUGAAAACGCUGCGUGACCGUCACUUGGAGCUGCCCGGGAAUCCGAUCAGCGCGUAUCAUCUGAAGAAUCUGCUGCUCUACGAGUGUGAGAAGCAUCCGCGUGACUUUGAGUGGGACGAGAGCUGCAUUGCGGAUCGACUGAAUGGUAUAUUCCUGCAGCUAAUCUCGUGCCUCCAAUACCGACGCUGUCCCCACUAUUUCCUGCCCAGUCUCGAUAUGUUCAAGGGCAAAUCUCCCAGCGCCCUAGAACAGGCGGCUAAGCAGGUCUGGCGUUUAACUCGUGAGAUGCUCACUAAUGCCAAUGCCUUUGAAAAGUUGUAAGCGAAAUCUCUCAGCAAAGGCAGAGAAAGAGACAGAGAGAGAGAGAGUAUAGAAAGAGAGCGAAGCGUGUGUACGAGUAUGAUUCAAGGUGCUAAAUUUUCAUUGUCACAGGGCGACGAUUGCGUUGAUCUGAUAAGCGACUGACCUCAGUGGCUGCCAUUUUGUGUGCCAUGUGUGUGUGCCAUGUGUGUGUGUGUGUGUGUGUGUGUGUGUGUGUGUGUGUAUCAGUGUGUGUGCAUAGCAACAACAAUAGCAAGCAGCGAGACCCGAAGUGUUAAUGCAAAGAUGCGAGAUAAGCCGCACUUUUGCCCACUCCUCAAAUCCAGCAAAAAAA